Messenger RNA from Heterocephalus glaber (naked mole-rat), 2049 nucleotides. It is a transcript of the gene Naa11, whose product is annotated as N-alpha-acetyltransferase 11, NatA catalytic subunit. Gene Ontology annotation, cellular component: NatA complex. Gene Ontology annotation, molecular function: protein N-terminal-serine acetyltransferase activity; protein-N-terminal-glutamate acetyltransferase activity. The record is from RefSeq and is a predicted model, not a curated record. Gene Ontology annotation, biological process: N-terminal protein amino acid acetylation. Lineage: Eukaryota; Metazoa; Chordata; Mammalia; Rodentia; Bathyergidae.
GCUUAGCCCCCGCUUCUUCCGCUUUCUGCCAGCCAGCCUGUCUUCCCGCCAUCCGGCCGGCCAGCCAAGUGCACCGCGAUUUUGGCUGCCUGGACUCCAUUCCCCGAGACAGACAGACUGUGUCCCUCGCACUCGGGGACAGUCUCUCUCUGGCUCGCAGCCUGCAGGGCAGCUGCCUGCUCACCGCCAUUAUGAACAUCCGUAGUGCCCGGCCAGAUGACCUGAUGAACAUGCAGCACUGCAACCUUCUCUGCUUGCCUGAGAACUACCAGAUGAAGUACUAUUUGUACCACGGCCUCUCCUGGCCACAGCUGUCCUACAUCGCCGAGGACGAGGAUGGCAAGGUCGUCGGCUAUGUCCUGGCCAAAAUGGAGGAGGACCCUGAUGAAGUCGCUCACGGGCACAUCACCUCGCUGGCAGUGAAGCGCUCACACCGGCGCCUCGGCCUGGCGCAGAAGCUGAUGGACCAGGCCUCACGGGCCAUGGUGGAGAACUUCAGUGCCAGGUACAUGUCCCUGCACGUCCGGAAGAGUAAUCGGGCGGCCUUGCACCUCUACUCUCACACCCUCAACUUCCAGGUCAAUGAGGUGGAGCCCAGAUACUAUGCAGAUGGGGAAGAUGCUUAUGCAAUGAGGCAUGAUCUCUCGCAGAUGGCCAGUGAGCUGAGACGGCAGCUGGAGAUGAAGAAGGGCAGGCAUUUGGUACUGGGCUCCAGGGAGAACCAGGAGACCCAUAGUGACACAUUUCCUGGUUCCGAGAAGUCCUGCCAGCAGGACAGCCCAUCUGCCACAGAUAGUGGCAGUGACACCAUGGAACCCAGUGAAUCCACAGAGAGCGCCGAUGUCCAGGACAGCUCAGAAGACUUGAAUUCCAUCUCCUAGAGUCUGCUUGAGCAUUGUAGGUCCUCGUAUCAGCCACAUCUACCGUGAUCCUAGGCUGGUGCAACAUCUGCUCUCAGGUCAUCUCCCAGUGACCCAGGUGGCUUCUCAUUUUCAGCCCUCAACAACAGUCUUCCACAUACCCUACUGGGAUCAGGAAGAAAUACCUUGACACCAGAGUCUGCUGUGCAAGAGCCAAGGAAGCUUGAAGCCUGCCAUCAAAGCCUUGGCCUACUCACACCCUGCUGCCUUUGUAUCUGUUUGUAGCAGUCCUACAUUGAGUAUGUUCCUGCAAGUUUGUCUCCUAAAAUGCCAAACAGGAAGCCAAGAAAACUCUUGAAGCUCUCCAGCUUUCAGUUUUUGUUUUUGUUUUUUUUUUUUGCUUAAAUUCUUUUAUUGGUGUAUUUUUGGUAUACAAUACGUUUUCAUUUCUCAUUGGGUGCUUGUAUCUGUACAUGUAAUAUCUCGGUUCUUAUUUUUUCCCCAUUACCUGUGCACACUUCCCCCACUCCACCCUUCCCUAUUUACAAAGACUUUGUUUCCAUUUUUUUUCUUUUCUCAUAAUUUUUCCCUUCAUCCUUGAGAGGGUAGUCAGGACCAUCAAGUUAGACUUCAUAACUCCUUCCCCUCAUUUCUGGUAGAAGUAUCUCAUUCCUCUUCCUGACUCGAGUCCUCCCUCUUUGUCCUAAACUCCCUUUUAAGGGGGUAUUGUCCCCUUCCCAGUGGGAGAAGGUGAUAAGUAAGGGUUUCUACUUUACAAGCGGAAUUUGGAGAUUUUACGGAAAGGGUGAUCUGUAAUUAGAAUCUCUAAUCUGCCUGUGUUAAUUUUUUUUGGUUUUUGUUGUAAUGAUGUACCUUGAUAUUUAUUGAGAAUCUAUAGUAUUCAUUUACAUUACUAUGGCAUUUGCUAACAAGGUAUUUAAUCUUAUUAGCAACUCUGAGGUAGACAUUUAUUAUUCUUGUUUUACAGCUGAGGAAACAAAUAUCUAGGAUCUAAACCCAAAUCUGUUUGAAUUCAAAGCAAAGUUCCUUCUACUUUCCUAUUGCUGUUUGUAUUUUACUUACAAAAAUGUUAAAACUUCAACAAAAAGGGGAAUCUGUUUAUAUUAAAUGUUGGGUUAAUGUACAACUAAUAUGUCAAUUGUAAAUAUGUAUAUAACCUUCAGCUACA